GGUGCUGAUGCAGGAUGGCUGAGCGCGCAGGAGCCCGGGAGGUCUGAGCCGGGCGAGGCUCGCUCCGUGCGCAUCGCCUCAUUCGCCCGCCGCGUGGUCGCGGGCAGGUGGGCCCGGGGCGCAGCGCGGGGCCAGGGCAGGGCAGGGGAGGCAGGUCUGCAGCCGGCGGGGCCGGAGGCUGACAGACUGCCCACCUACCCGGUCUCGGAGCGGCCGGAGCUGCCCAGCCUGCCGAGUUCGCGAUGACCUGCUGAGAAGCUUCGUUGGAGGCUGCAGGAGGCGGCCUCGCCGAGGGCGGUGCGGUUCGCGGCCUCCUCCCUCGUCGUGCCGAGCCCCGGCCCCCCACCCAUCCCCGCGCCCUCUCCCUGCCUCCGGCCGAGAUGGCGGAUCCAGCCGAAUGCAGCAUCAAAGUGAUGUGCCGGUUCCGGCCCCUCAACGAAGCGGAGAUCCUCCGCGGGGACAAAUUCAUCCCCAAAUUUAAAGGCGAUGAGACUGUGGUGAUCGGGCAAGGGAAGCCAUAUGUCUUCGACAGAGUGCUGCCUCCCAGCACGACCCAAGAGCAGGUUUACAAUGCGUGUGCAAAGCAAAUUGUCAAAGAUGUCCUUGAAGGUUAUAAUGGGACGAUUUUUGCGUAUGGACAGACUUCAUCAGGAAAAACACACACCAUGGAGGGGAAGCUCCAUGACCCUCAGCUCAUGGGGAUCAUCCCGAGGAUCGCACACGAUAUCUUUGACCAUAUCUAUUCCAUGGAUGAAAACCUGGAGUUUCACAUCAAGGUUUCCUAUUUUGAGAUCUACUUGGACAAAAUCAGGGACUUACUCGAUGUAUCCAAGACAAACUUGGCUGUUCAUGAAGAUAAAAACAGAGUCCCAUACGUAAAGGGGUGCACCGAGCGGUUUGUGUCAAGCCCAGAGGAAGUCAUGGAUGUGAUAGAUGAAGGCAAAGCAAACCGACAUGUGGCUGUAACAAACAUGAAUGAACACAGCUCUAGAAGUCACAGUAUCUUCCUGAUUAAUAUUAAACAAGAGAAUGUAGAGACUGAAAAAAAACUCAGUGGGAAGCUUUAUCUAGUUGAUUUGGCUGGGAGUGAAAAGGUCAGUAAAACUGGUGCCGAGGGAGCUGUUCUCGAUGAAGCUAAAAAUAUCAAUAAAUCUUUGUCUGCUCUUGGAAACGUGAUCUCUGCCUUGGCAGAAGGAACAAAAACACACGUGCCGUACCGGGACAGCAAGAUGACUCGGAUUCUUCAGGACUCUCUGGGUGGGAACUGUAGAACCACCAUCGUUAUUUGCUGUUCUCCCUCUGUCUUCAAUGAAGCUGAGACCAAGUCAACGCUGAUGUUUGGACAAAGGGCUAAGACCAUCAAGAAUACAGUCUCUGUGAACCUGGAACUGACAGCGGAAGAAUGGAAGAAGAAAUAUGAAAAAGAGAAAGAGAAAAACAAGACUUUGAAGAAUGUUAUCCAGCAUCUGGAGAUGGAGCUAAAUAGAUGGAGAAAUGGAGAAGCUGUGCCUGAGGAAGAACAGAUCAGUGCUAAGGACCAGAAGACCCUGGAGCCCUGUGAUAACACCCCCAUCUUAGACAACAUUGCUCCUGUUGUUGCCGGCAUCUCUGCAGAGGAGAAGGAGAAGUACGACGAGGAGAUCUCCAGUCUCUACAGACAACUGGAUGAUAAGGAUGAUGAAAUUAACCAGCAGAGCCAGCUGGCUGAAAAGCUAAAGCAACAGAUGUUGGAUCAGGAUGAGCUUUUAGCUUCCACAAGAAGAGACUAUGAGAAGAUCCAGGAGGAGCUGACACGUCUCCAGAUUGAAAACGAGGCAGCCAAAGAUGAAGUGAAGGAAGUUCUCCAGGCCCUGGAGGAGCUGGCUGUCAAUUACGACCAGAAGUCACAGGAAGUGGAGGACAAGACCAGAGCCAAUGAGCAGCUGACAGAUGAACUGGCCCAGAAAACGACUACGUUGACAACCACACAGAGAGAGCUGAGCCAGCUACAAGAGCUAAGCAACCACCAGAAAAAGAGAGCCACUGAGAUCCUGAAUUUGCUGCUGAAGGAUCUAGGGGAGAUCGGUGGGAUUAUUGGCACCAACGAUGUGAAGACUUUGGCAGAUGUGAAUGGAGUCAUUGAAGAGGAAUUCACCAUGGCCCGUCUGUACAUCAGCAAGAUGAAGUCGGAGGUCAAGUCGCUGGUGAACCGCAGCAAACAGCUCGAGAGCGCCCAGAUGGACUCCAACAGGAAGAUGAAUGCCAGCGAGCGGGAGCUGGCAGCGUGCCAGCUGCUCAUCUCCCAGCAUGAAGCCAAGAUCAAAUCCCUGACAGACUACAUGCAGAACAUGGAACAGAAGAGGAGGCAGCUGGAGGAGUCCCAAGACUCGCUCAGUGAAGAGCUGGCUAAGCUCCGAGCCCAAGAAAAAAUGCACGAGGUCAGCUUCCAGGAUAAGGAAAAGGAACAUCUGACGCGCCUGCAGGAUGCUGAGGAAAUGAAGAAGGCGCUGGAGCAGCAGAUGGAGAGUCACCGGGAAGCCCACCAGAAGCAGCUGUCCAGACUUCGAGAUGAAAUUGAGGAGAAGCAGAAAAUCAUUGAUGAGAUUCGGGAUUUGAAUCAGAAACUGCAACUGGAACAAGAGAAGCUCAGCUCUGAUUAUAACAAGCUGAAAAUAGAGGACCAGGAGAGAGAGAUGAAGCUGGAAAAGCUCUUAUUGCUCAAUGAUAAAAGGGAACAAGCCAGAGAGGACCUGAAAGGGCUGGAGGAGACAGUGUCUCGAGAACUGCAGACUCUGCAUAAUCUCCGUAAACUCUUUGUCCAGGAUCUGACUGCCCGGGUUAAAAAAAGCGUAGAGCUGGACAGCGAUGACGGAGGGGGCAGUGCUGCCCAGAAGCAGAAAAUUUCCUUCCUGGAGAAUAACCUGGAACAGCUCACUAAGGUUCACAAACAGCUGGUGCGCGACAACGCAGACCUGCGCUGUGAGCUGCCCAAGCUGGAGAAGCGGCUGCGCGCCACGGCGGAGCGCGUCAAGGCCCUGGAGAGCGCACUGAAGGAGGCCAAGGAGAACGCCAUGCGGGACCGCAAGCGCUACCAGCAGGAAGUGGAUCGCAUCAAGGAGGCCGUGCGAGCCAAGAACAUGGCCAGGAGGGCCCACUCGGCCCAGAUUGCGAAGCCCAUCCGCCCUGGACACUACCCGGCGUCGUCUCCCACGGCCGUCCACGCCAUCCGAGGGGGAGGAGGUGGCUCUUCAAACUCCACUCACUACCAGAAAUAAGUAUGAAAUGUGACUCUCCACGCAGCAUGUCAAGGACUACAUUAAUCACCAACUCCUUUAUUUUUUUCCCUUCUACACGAUUUCCAUUUUCUUGUACACUUGCCUCCCCAGGCAUCUGCAGUACACCGCUUUCAGACGUGUGAGCUGUGUAGAAUUUCUGUGUACAGAUGUGUGCUUGGACUUUUCUCUUCCUGAGGAAGCUGAAGUGGACAAUUACAGAAGAUCCACUUACUCCUGGGAACCGAUGCCGCGGCCUCGGCCUCAGGGCGUUGGGUGGUCUCUGGGCGUUGGGUGGUCUCUGGGCGGUCCCUGGAGCCUCCUUUCUUGGCAGUGCACUGUCCCAGCAGACACCCUAAGGUGCCAUUCCCUGGGGGGAACAACCAAGUGCCGUGGAGGUGGGGGAUCAUGCUCCACCACACCUGUCUGGUUUCCUGUAAAAUAAAUACAUUACUUUCUAUUUUUAGGGAACAUAAAAAGUGCUGCUGUAGGGUUCAAAAUUUUCAUUCUGAACACUUUUCCGAAACAAAUUACCCCAAAGAAGCAUUUUGAAUACCCUGUUCACAUCUUUGGAUCUGUAAAAUACACCUUUUAGUAUGGCACCUGUUAAAAUGCAAAGCAAAUUUCUUCCAGGCAGAAAAACAAUCUGACAGUAGCAAUGUAGAAUUUGUUCAUUCAGACAUAUCUGUGUAAACGCAAAAAGUCAUAAAAUUCGCCUCUGAGCUGCUUGCUGUUGAACCUGCAGCAACUAGUCUCAGCCAGCCCCGUUUGAACGUCAUUCCUUCAAGUGUUGAAAAUGCUGCAGAGUUGGAUGAAUAGAAAGGGGCUGGCCCCCGCCUCGCUUCCUCCUCCUUGAUCCUACUGGAGCUUGCAUUGGGGAUGGCCUCUUUCUCUAGGGAACUGUCUUAAGCCUUAGGGGGGAUUGCUGACAAAAUCCAGGAUCAUUCCAACCGUCGAAAAAGGAAGACCUGGGAGGAAGUGAUUGACAAAUUUUUGUGCCUAUAAAUAAGUUGCCAUGAGUAGGUUGGUAUUUUAACCCAUCAUCGCUAUUUGAGUUCUCUCUUUGGCAUCAAAUAGGUAAGUUUCAUCUUCCUAGGCAGAAUUAGAAGAAUUUGGUAUGGAUGGAUUUUUUUCCAUUUAGUUAACUGCUGUAUUCAAAUCCAUGCAUCUAAAGCAGAAUCAACUCUUACUUUCAGUUGUGCAUAUUGAAAUGAUUGAUUUCCAAUAGUGAUGUUUUCAGGGGAAUUGACAAGGAUUCAAUUGAGUUGGUCUUGUGUGCUGCUACUUGUUUUGACAAAUUUGAGGGUAAGUCAGUGAUAACCAAACCAGUCUCCCUGAAAGCAGCUGUCCUGUCAUUGUGCCUGCCCAAGAUGAAUGAGUGGGCACUGUCCCUGCUGCUGUCACCACUGGAAUGAAAUGGAUGCCGGGGGAGACACUGAGCUUUCUCAUCAUUGUAUGGGUCCAAGAUGGUUCAAGACAGCAUGUGUGUGUGUGUGUGUGUGUGUGAGUGUGAGUGUGAGAGAGAUGAAGAACUAGGGACUGUGAAUUGACUUGCAAACUCUUCUUGUAUAAAAUUUCCCUAACAAAGCAAAGCUGCUUGGACUUAAUUUAUUUGUUAAAUGUUGCACUUUGUUUAUCCGUGUUUUGUUUUUGGAGGAGAGUAAGGAGAAAAGAGGACCAAUUCUACUGAAGUAUUUAUUUCUAAAGAUGACAAUUUUGCAUUCAUUUACAUUUAAAAAAUUCUUUUGAUUCUCUUGCCUUGUUGCCAGUCCUCACCCAGUAAAACUGCCCGAUCGCUAUUUGCAGUCUGAUAGAAGGGUCCUUCUAGGGCUGGUCUUGCAAACCUCAUCAGGUACUAUCAUAGGGCAUAGAUUAUUACCUUGCUGUUAAUAUGUUUGCCUCUGAUGUUAGAAGCUAAAACAUUGGUCGAGUGGAUUGCCAAUUCCUAAUUGUCACACCGCUACUGUCUAUCAUGCAGCUGUGUAAGUUGAUGUUCAGAAGUAGAACAAAGGUCAGUAAUGCUUUUUUGAGGGGCUCUCGUUAUUAGAUUAUUUUAGAUUCUUUCCAAGGUAAUUUUUCCCUUGGCACUCCUUUUCUACUUCUAAAGAAUUGCUUGCCCCUUUCAUGUCUCAAAAGGGAACAUUCACUUGUAGUUCCAUAUUUCUUGAUCUCUACACGGGACUCAGAAAAUUCACUCUGCUUUUAUUCACAGAGAAAGUUGGCUUUGAUGUCUCUUAAAGAUAAUUCUGCUAGUUGCUGAUCAGCCAGUCAGUUCACCUAGCGUCAAUCUUUAUAGGACCUCUAAACUAAUUUUCCUACCCUGUGACUAAAAGGUAGGCAGAUUAUUGGAAUGAAUUAUACAGUAUAUUCAGCUGGAUCCCUAAAUAUGACUUUGCAUAAAAGCUAAAUUUGAGACCAUACACUCUGUAGGCCACUUUUUUAAAAAGUCAGACUUAUGCAAUUUUCAUUUUCUUAGACCAUUGCUCCUUUGCAUUUGUACUCUCAACGUAAAAACCACACUUCUGAGAGGCUGAGCCUCUGAUUAUAUUUUUGCUUGUAUGCUGCUGCUUUUUGCUAGUAUGUGUGUGCAUGAGUGUGUGUUUCUCCUCUGUGAAUAAUUUUAUAUUUCAUGCUACUUCUUGAACGUUUACUCUUCGAUGCUGUAAGGGAACAGCCAGAUCAUUGAUAAAAAUAAUCUCUACCUGCAGGAGGUGGGUUGUUAACUUAGAGGAGUGCUCUUUGGGAUAUCAAGAUUUAUGGUUGGAGACUAAAAUAGAGUAAUGCCAAAUGUGUUUUUGGUCAAUUACUAGAGAAUUCUGUACAAAUGCAUCAUUUUCUUCAAAUGCUAUACAGUUUGGUUUGUUGAAUGGCAGGUAGUGAGAGAACAGUAAGUGUGGAUUAAGGCUUUUAAAGGAAGUAGUAUCAUAUGAUUAAGAAAAUUAGAAUUCAUAGAAAUACUGAGAUAAAUGAAGAAAUAAAAAUGUUUGUCUAGAAUGUAGCAUCCAGGGACUUUGGAGCCCUACGUUCACGUGAGGAAGCGAUACUCCUGCGCAAGGCCAAGACCACACCAUCACCAAGACUCAUGGGGGAAUUAUCAGCUGUCCUUUCCUAGAGGAAUAACUGAAAGCAAAUGACGGCUCUUAACAGUCCCUCUUUGCAGUGUAUUUUUUUUAGCAAGGCAGAAGAUUUUUAGACUCUGGCUAUAUGACAUGUUGGGGAAGCUUUCCAUUGGCAGGAGGUCGAGGAAGGGGAGGAUUUCACUCCAUUGUCUCACCGUCAAUAUCUUAAGCAAGCUAAAGAAACCAUCAUAGUCUAAAAUGGCUUCGUUGAACACUAACAAUGUAGACGUUUUAAAAAUAUUGAGUAAGGGCCAGUUACUGCCGAAGGAAGCACGGCUCCGUGAAGUUUGCUUACACACUUACAAACCGUGUCUCCAUUUUAAAUACUUUUCCUUGUGUGCAGCUAUAAGGGGAAUAGGGCAUUCUUAGAAUUAUACAUGUCUAGUUUGUAAAGUAUGUAGUGUGUACUGCAGAUGUGUAUUCUCUGGGAUUUAUGUAUCUGUACAGUAGCUUUCAUUAAACAAAUUGUGGACAAACUUGUCUUGGUGGUUUGAGGGGGAGAAUGCCAGUUUAUAUCAAUUAAUGAUGCUGUAAUAUAGUCCAUGUAACAGAAGAUCUGGAAGUGACCCUCCCCUGGCUCGUGGGAAAUUUUGGCUAUCUUCUAGAUUCUAAAAUGAAGAUGUAUGGAUACUCCGGCAGACUGCAUGUUGUAUAAUUUCAAAAAUACUAAAAGUGGAAAAUAAAAUUGAAUUAAACUUUG
Equus quagga is the source of this 7070-nucleotide messenger RNA. RefSeq names its product kinesin family member 5C (gene KIF5C). The record is from RefSeq and is a predicted model, not a curated record. Gene Ontology annotation, biological process: microtubule-based movement. Lineage: Eukaryota; Metazoa; Chordata; Mammalia; Perissodactyla; Equidae. Gene Ontology annotation, molecular function: ATP binding; microtubule motor activity; microtubule binding. Bases 381 to 3254 code for a protein of 957 amino acids. The transcript has 26 exons.